CUCUUAGCGUGACGCGGCGCCCGCUCUCCGGCGCCAUCUUGCCGCUGGUCGCGGGGAGCGGAGCGCAGCGCAGCGCAGGGCCGGCCGAGCCAUGCCGCACUACCAGACCUGGGAGGAGUUCACGCGCGCCGCCGAGAAGCUCUAUCUCGCCGACCCCAUGAAGGUGCGAGUUGUUCUCAAAUAUCGACACUGUGAUGGGAACCUCUGUAUCAAAGUAACGGAUGACAUAGCUUGUUUGCUGUAUAGAACAGACCAGGCUCAAGAUGUAAAGAAGAUCGAAAAAUUCCACAGUCAGCUAAUGCGACUCAUGGUGGCUAAGGAAUCCCGCAGUGCUGCCAUGGAAACAGACUGAAUUGCUGAAAAUAAAAUGAGUGCUCCGGUCAUAUUUCACUGGAAGAAAAUAUUACUUGGAUUUGAGCAAAUACUGGGACAGGAGAUGCUUUUAUGUACCAAAGUGGAGUGAUGAAAAGCCUGAAGCUUUUUUUUUCCUCCAGACUCCACUUUGGAAAACUAGGAAAAUAAAUGCUUUCAAUUGAAAGCUUAUAUUUAUUUUUGGAAAUUGAACAAGAAACUAUUCUUACACGUUAAAUAUGCUAAGACAUGUAAAUCUUUCUAAGUCUACAGUACUUUAUUUGAUAGGCAGCAAGCAUAUUUCUGAAAGUUGUGAUACGGUUUCAUAUAGGUUACAUUGUGUUCAUAUCUUAUGCUGGUGUAUUCUCACAGUGAGAAGGUUUAUUAACCUGACUAAUACUGUAGCAUGAUGACUGGAUCUAAUAAAUAUAUACAUAAAUGAUAUACAUCAAUGGGUUUUAGAAGAACAGAUGUUUUCUGAACUGAAAUGUUAAUUUGCCAAUAUAUAUCAGCACUGUCACUAGCAAGAUUUUAGCGUUUAGUAUUGAUCUUGAUUAUAAGCUGUGCAACAUGAUCUGUGAUGCAGUUUGUAGAAUUGUUAUAUUGGCUAAAUAAUUAAACUUCUGUAUUUGAAACAGUAAGUAAAACCUUGCUUGAAUAUUGCUAGAUAUCAUAUGGGAAGCUGGGAAUUUCUUUUCCACUUAAUCAAAUAUUGAUAUUUUAAAAAGAAGUGGCUUUUUUUUCUAGUGGUGAACUACUGUAUACUAGCAGUGGGGACCUUUUCCAUCCUAGCCUCAGGCAGAGUUGAAGUAUAUCAGCAAGGCAAAUUCUAGAAGCUGUCACCUAUUAUGCUAAUGGAAAAAGACAACCAAACGCUAUCCAGACUCUCUAUUUUAGUAGCUUGCUAACUGUGCGUUUUCAAAUAUUGUGUGGUGGAUGGAUGUCAGCCAACUAAAUAAAUGAAUGAAAACCAGCUUAAUAAAUACUUAAAUACCUCUGUCAAAAAUAGACCAGUGCUCAUGUGGCUUAGAUUUGUUUCUCAUUGUUCUCUGGUAGGGUGACAGCAGCUUUAAUUGUCUUUUGCAAAAGCUUUUUGCUUGAAAAGCCAUUACUGAAAUUGAUACUUGCUUUGACUAGAUCUUGCAUACCUAAAAACAGAUGGGAUUUGUACGUAAUUAUGCCAUUGGUAUAACCAAGCUUUUCCUGGGCUAAUAUUUUGGCUUAAACCAAACCAUGAAAGUGAAGGGAGAGCCAUACAAAGACUUGUCUGUACUGGUAUUUAAAUAUAACAAAACAAUCUACUUAAAUAGCCACCUGCUGUCAUUACAUAAAAAUAAUUGAUCUACGCAGAAGCAGUGGAAUUUCCACAUUUACCAAGGACUCAAAACAAAAUCCAGACUUGAAUAUUGCAUUAGAUUACCCUUUCAGCUGAACAUAUAAUGUUGCAUAUUGUUGGAAAAUACUUCAGUGCUAGAUUGUCAUUGGCUACUCAAUUUGUAGUCUGCGGGAGUGACUGAUAGAUAUGUAACACUUUUCUUACUGAAUUUUCUUUUUGAAAUACAAAUAACUGAAAUCCACAAAGAAUGUUAAGUUUUGUUCAUAGUUGAUCAUUAAGAUACCAUGAUGCUGAGAACUUCCUUUGAUGCUUCAGAUUGUUGUGUUGAUAUUUGUAAUGUACCAUGUUAACUAUUUAAACAUAUUUUUUAUCUAAAGCAUUAUUCUACAGUAAAUGAUUGUUACACAGAAGUCACAUGUGGGUUGUAGCGAACAAGUAGCGCUUUGAGCUGUUGGGUUAGCAGGCAUAAAGGCUGUAGCUAUUUCAGUGUUAUUUUGGACAUCUCUUUUAACUUGUAGAUGUCUUGUGAGCUGAGGUACAGAAUGGUGUGACUGGUAUUUGGUCAUGCAGGGAAGAAUAAAAAUAGAGACAGAACUGUAGAUGGACUCGGUGCACCAAAAGGCCUAAGCUAGAUAUUGAGCAGGUUUAGAGGCAGGCACUCUUGAACAGUGUGUGGGGGAAAUAAUAGUACUAUAUUGCUAUAUUAGAGUAGUAGAUGUCAAGGAAAGAGUGGGAGGGAUAGAUUUCUGGUUUUCUGAAUUCAGAAACUAUUUCUGUAAAACUGUAAGGAAAUAUUAAUGCUACUGUCUUGGGAGUACAUGUUGUUAAGCUUUGCCUCCACAUGCUUGCAGAAAAAUGAGGGCAAUACUGUGCAGUCAUAAUGCACAAGAAUAUUGAUAAUGAGAAAUUAAAAGCUUUUGGAUAUUGUAGACCUCUUCAGAAGAGAAGACAGAAGCUUCUUGACUUUAUCCUGCUGUCUUCAGCCACUUUGAUAAACACUUCGUGUAGUAGAAACCUUAUAAACUCAUAAAGCUCUGCUUUUUCUAGCAUAUGCCUUUGCUGAGAGUAUGCACAUGUCUAUAUGUACACUGGUCACUGUUUCCUAAUAAACUUUUAGUCAAUGA
Molecule: messenger RNA, 2811 nt
Organism: Dromaius novaehollandiae (emu)
Lineage: Eukaryota; Metazoa; Chordata; Aves; Casuariiformes; Dromaiidae
Gene: SRP9
Product: signal recognition particle 9
Exons: 3
Coding region: 92-352 (86 amino acids)
Biological process (GO): negative regulation of translational elongation; SRP-dependent cotranslational protein targeting to membrane
Cellular component (GO): signal recognition particle, endoplasmic reticulum targeting
Molecular function (GO): 7S RNA binding
Source: RefSeq, a predicted model, not a curated record